GUUCCCCACUGACGAGUGAGCCGUUAUUUUCCUCGGGAAUGCAAGAUCCAUUUUCGACAAAUUACCAGUCUAUAUCAGACAUGGAUCGGGCAGAGACGGCUGGAACUGUGCCGGGGAAGAAAUUCUUUGUCCACUUGGCAGGAAAAACUAACGGGGCUCAUCAAGAGUUUGUUGGCAAACUGAAAGGCAUUGGCAAAAGACAGGUUGACUCUCCUGGAGAAAGUGACUUCAUCGUGGUUUUCUGUCCCGUCGUUUCACGAGUUGGAACAGACGUCGGCGAGGCCCUGAACGGCAUUCAAGAUGGUAAACCAGUGAUUCUGGUGGUGAUGCAUCACACCUUCGAUCCUGAACAAGUUGUGGCUGAAAGCAGGAGACAGGUGGCCAACCCGAACGUCUUACUCACUGUGGAUUGUCUGUUCCAUGAGCACAGCCUCCUGAACUGUAACCUCAAUGAUGACGCUUGGUUGAAGGUCGAGGCAUUGCUUGGAUUCAGUUCAUUGGUUCCUACACGGAUAAGAAAACUCUGGACCAUAAGAGUGUUGCUGUUCGUGUUUCUGUUGGUGGUGAUCGUGGUCAUCAUUAUCAUCACAGUCGUCAUUGUUGAAACGAACAAUGAGAAGACAGAUAUGCAGAACCACACAUUAAGCAAGUUGCUGGAUGAGAAAAAGAUGGAAGUAAAGAGUCAACUUUAAAAAAAUAACAUUGAAAUUUAAAUCCAACUUAUAACCCAAAACUGCCAAUAGUUGAAAAGUAUCUUAAGUUUUACCUAAAACAGUAUUGACAUGCUCAGAUGAACAUUGAAAGGGUUUUGGGGGGCUGUAAUUGUUCCUCUAGUCCGAACUGGCCUAAAAUAAAUCCUUCCUCAAAGGGUUUUAAUGUUAGUGAUGGAGGACAAAACUGUUUCCUGAGAGUUUAAAACGUGGUUAAGACCAAAGUUUCUUCACAACCCCAAUAGUUGUGUGGCAUGUUCAUGUUUAAAUGUGUGUGUAGUAGACAAAACAUCCCUGUAAAAUAUUGAAUGCUUCUGCUUUGUGCUGUUAAAGAUAUUAAGAUUUUAUUUUGUUCCUUCAUAAAAGAUGAAUAAAAAUGUAUCCAUCAAAGUGAUUAUAUCAUAUUUACGUUGAUGUCUCUGUACAUUUGUCAAUUCUCUGAUAUUGAUUCCUAUCAAAAAAAAGUAAAGGUAUUGUUAUAACUAUUAGAAAUAUAAGUUUAAGCUCCUUUUUGGCUCACAUCUUGGCUCACACAUGUUUUUUCAAGUGUGCAAAACCCUCCAAUAAAUUCUCACUUUAAAGUUU
Molecule: messenger RNA, 1295 nt
Organism: Anoplopoma fimbria (sablefish)
Lineage: Eukaryota; Metazoa; Chordata; Actinopteri; Perciformes; Anoplopomatidae
Exons: 6
Coding region: 39-692 (217 amino acids)
Source: RefSeq, a predicted model, not a curated record